GGCGCAGCCUCCGGGCCUGGCAACAGCAGCAACUGCAGAGGCGGGCGGGCGAGGUCAAGAUGGUGGCUCCGCGGGCGGGGGAGGCGGUGGAGGGAGGAGGAGCCAGACCAUAGCCGGCCGGAAACACCGACACCCACAGGCCUCCCGGGAGCCGCCGCUGCCGCCUCCGCCGCCGCCUCCGCCGCCUGCUCCAGCUCGAGGGACGCGAGCGGGCGGCGGGGCGGGCCGUGAGAGAGACACGAGAGGAGGGAGGGCGGGGGCGGAGUCGCCCGCCUUCGCCUCCGCCCCCGGCCACCGUCCCGCACCCUGCCCCACGCGGCCCUGCCCGGCCCGCCCAGCCCCGGUGUGGCAGCGGUUCAUGGCGGCGGUGGGGCCCCCGCAGCAGCAGGUGCGGAUGGCCCAUCAGCAGGUCUGGGCGGCGCUCGAAGUGGCGCUCCGGGUGCCCUGCCUCUACAUCAUCGACGCCAUCUUCAACUCCUACUACGAUUCCAGCCAAAGCCGGUUCUGCAUCGGGCUCCAGAUCUUACUCCGGCUCCUUGGUAUAUUUGUAUCCAGUAUUGUUCUGACCUUGUCACAGCGAUCACUUUUCAAGUUUUACAUGUACAGCUCAGCCUUUCUAUUAGCUGCAACCUCAGUGUUGGUAAAUUAUUAUGCUGCUUUGCACAUUGACUUCUAUGGUGCCUACAACACAUCAGCUUUUGGAAUUGAGCUGCUUCCUCGAAAAGGGCCCUCGCUGUGGAUGGCACUCAUCGUUCUACAGCUAACAUUUGGAAUUGGAUACAUUACACUACUCCAAAUUCAUUCCGUCUAUUCACAGUUAAUUAUUUUGGAUCUCUUGGUUCCUGUAAUAGGCUUAAUCACAGAGCUACCAUUACACAUCCGAGAGACUUUAGUUUUUACUUCUUCCUUGAUUCUCACAUUAAAUACAGUGCUUGUCUUGGCAGUGAAACUUAAGUGGUUUUAUUAUUCCACAAGAUACGUUUAUCUUUUAGUGAGGCACAUGUAUCGAAUUUAUGGAUUACAGUUAUUAAUGGAGGACACAUGGAAGAGGAUUCGUUUCCCAGAUGUACUGAGAGUCUUUUGGCUAACAAGAAUUACAGCUCAGGCUACAGUAUUAAUGUACAUUUUAAGGAUGGCAAAUGAAACUGAUUCCUUCGUCAUUUCUUGGGAUGAUUUCUGGGACCUCAUUUGUAAUCUUAUAAUUAGUGGGUGUGAUUCUACACUCACUGUACUGGGCAUGAGUGCUGUAAUUUCCUCAAUAGCCCAUUAUUUGGGUCUUGGAAUAUUGGCCUUUAUUGGAUCAACCGAAGAAGAUGACAGGCGGCUUGGCUUUGUAGCACCUGUUUUGUUUUUUAUUUUGGCUCUUCAGACUGGUUUAAGUGGGCUAAGACCAGAAGAGAGACUUAUUCGCUUAAGUAGAAACAUGUGCCUUUUAUUAACAGCAGUCCUGCAUUUCAUCCACGGAAUGACAGACCCUGUAUUAAUGUCUCUCAGUGCCUCUCAUGUGUCAUCUUUCCGUAGACAUUUUCCUGUGCUCUUUGUCUCUGCUUGCCUGUUUAUUCUUCCUGUUAUACUCAGUUAUGUUCUUUGGCAUCACUAUGCACUAAAUACAUGGUUGUUUGCAGUUACAGCCUUUUGUGUGGAACUCUGCUUAAAAGUAAUUGUUUCUCUCACUGUUUAUACGUUAUUCAUGAUUGAUGGCUACUAUAAUGUCCUCUGGGAAAAGCUUGAUGAUUAUGUCUACUAUGUUCGUUCAACAGGCAAUAUUAUUGAAUUUAUAUUUGGAGUGGUAAUGUUUGGAAAUGGGGCUUAUACUAUGAUGUUUGAGUCAGGAAGUAAAAUUCGGGCUUGUAUGAUGUGCUUACAUGCCUAUUUUAACAUCUACUUACAAGCAAAAAAUGGCUGGAAGACAUUCAUGAAUCGUAGAACUGCUGUAAAAAAAAUUAAUUCACUUCCUGAAAUAAAAGGGAGCCGCCUACAAGAAAUAGAUGAUGUAUGUGCAAUCUGCUAUCAUGAGUUUACAACAUCUGCUCGUAUUACACCAUGUAAUCAUUAUUUCCAUGCACUUUGCCUUCGGAAAUGGCUGUACAUUCAAGAUACUUGUCCAAUGUGCCAUCAAAAAGUGUACAUUGAAGAUGAUACCAAGGAUAAUUCAAAUAUAUCUAACAACAAUGGAUUUAUUGCACCCAAUGAAAAUCCAGAGGAAGCUGUAAGAGAAGCUGCUGCUGAAUCUGACAGGGAAUUGAAUGACGACAGUUCAGAUUGUGACGAUGACGCUGAGAGAGAAAGAAACGGAGUGAUUCAGCACACAGGCCCAGCAGCUGAGGAACUGAUUAAUGAGGAUACUGAUUAAAUAGCAUUUACUGAUCAUUGAGGUAUUUGUUUAAAAUUCAGUUCAUCCAACAUGGUGUAAUACGCUUCACUUCAGUGUGUAACCAAGCACAAAAACAGUAUCAAUGUUGAAUCUGUGAAUGGUUUUCCGUUUACUGUGAUGUGCUACUGUAAAUAUACCUCUUCAAUUA
This is a messenger RNA of Balaenoptera acutorostrata (minke whale), 2522 nucleotides long. RefSeq names its product ring finger protein 139 (gene RNF139). The transcript has 2 exons. The coding region runs from base 359 to 2353 and encodes 664 amino acids. Lineage: Eukaryota; Metazoa; Chordata; Mammalia; Artiodactyla; Balaenopteridae. Gene Ontology annotation, molecular function: ubiquitin protein ligase activity; zinc ion binding. Gene Ontology annotation, cellular component: endomembrane system; endoplasmic reticulum. Gene Ontology annotation, biological process: ERAD pathway. The record is from RefSeq and is a predicted model, not a curated record.